AUGGAAUCCCCAAAGAGGAUCCUGUUCUUUACGAACAGCGACUACGGCCAGGCCAAUGUCGUGCUUGCCACAGCCCAUGCCCUCCUUCAUCUCGCCCAAGACAUUGAGAUUCACAUUGCGGCUUUCCAUGCCCUCAAGGAUGCCGUCGACGCCACAUCAAACCUGGCCCUCCAAGACCUGCCCGAACCGCGAGUGGCAAAGCCCAUCGUUUUCCACGGCAUCGAAGGCAUCAGCUGGGGCCCGGCUUCCUUUCGCCCCGAGACAGGCGUGGCUGCAGCCUACGAUUUGAAGCCCGGGUUGAUCAACUCGGCGACUUGCAUCUCGCGCAUUCCUGCCAUCAUGCUUCCCUGGCGGCCUGACGAGUUCAUGGGGAUCUACUGGGAGGCGAAGCGUGUGAUGGAGGAGGUGAAGCCUGGUUUAAUCGUUGUCGAACCGUUGUUUACUCCGGGCUUGACUUUGUGUCACCAGUUAAAAGUGAACUGGACAGUCCUGGCGCCCAACACCAUCAAGGACUUUGCCAUCCCCAAGCAACCAAAGUUGGCGAUGUUAUGGAAGUACCCUCUAGUCUGCUCCGCCAUGCCUUUCCCGCUUCCCCUGAGCUUAAUCCCCCGCAACAUCGCCCUAAACCUAGUCGCAGGCUACGCCCUCCUAACCGACACCCGCAUCAAAGACAUCACCCACGCCCUCCACCGCGACGUCGACCCCUCCAUCACGCUCAUAACCGCCAACGAGCUAGGCGUCUUCAAAGCCCCACCGCCGGGACUGCGCAUCCUCGUCGCCAACAGCCCCGAUAUCGACUACCCCUUCGACGUGCUCCCCGAGUACACCAUCCCAUGCGGGCCCAUCGUACGCGCUGCUCCGCCCGUUGCCUCUGUGGAUCCGGCGCUGGCUGAGUGGCUUGGUCGCGGUCCGACUGUUUUCGUGAGUCUUGGGACGCAUCUUAAGGCUAGCCCGGCGGAGGCUCUGGAGAUGGCGCUUGCUUUUAGGGCUGUGUUGGACCGCGCUGAAGGGGAGGGGCGGAAACCGUUGCAGAUACUCUGGAAACUGGGUCGUAAGCCUGAGAUCGAGGGUGAGAAAUUGGAGAGAGAUGUGUAUGAUGGACCCUGGAAGCUAGUCGUCGAUGUGCUCAAGCCUGAGCUCGAUGCUGGUAGGAUACACAUCACGGAGUGGGUGACUGCCGAGCCCAAGUCGGUGUUGGAAUCUGGGCAUAUUGUGUGCUCCGUCAACCACGGAGGAGCAAGUUCGUUUUACGAGGCCCUUUGUGCCGGCGUCCCGCAAGUCCUCCUCCCACCAUGGUCGGACUGCUACGACUUUGCAAAUCGUGUCGAGCUGCUCGGCGUUGGCCGGUGGGCGAACAAGAAAGCCAAGCCGAGGUGGGAAAAGACGGAGUUGGCGGCGUAUCUCGAGGAAGUUUUAUUUGGUCCGGAGUCUGCGAAUAUUCUUGCUCGAGCGAGGGAGCUUGCUGCCCGACAUCCUGAGGGCGAGGGAAGAGAGAAGGCUGCUAGGGAGAUACUGGCGCUUGUUUGA
Scedosporium apiospermum is the source of this 1527-nucleotide messenger RNA. RefSeq lists its product as uncharacterized. NCBI's taxonomy places the organism in Eukaryota, Fungi, Ascomycota, Sordariomycetes, Microascales, Microascaceae. The record is from RefSeq and is a predicted model, not a curated record. Gene Ontology annotation, molecular function: UDP-glycosyltransferase activity. The coding region runs from base 1 to 1527 and encodes 508 amino acids. The transcript has 3 exons.